Molecule: messenger RNA, 2247 nt
Organism: Balaenoptera ricei (Rice's whale)
Lineage: Eukaryota; Metazoa; Chordata; Mammalia; Artiodactyla; Balaenopteridae
Gene: FAXC
Product: failed axon connections homolog, metaxin like GST domain containing
Exons: 7
Coding region: 656-1735 (359 amino acids)
Cellular component (GO): cytoplasm
Source: RefSeq, a predicted model, not a curated record
UGGUGGAAGAAAACCCUUUACUUGACCGGGGGAGCUUUGCUGGCCGCAGCUGCGUAUCUGCUCCACGAACUCCUGGUCAUUAGAUGUUUACAUUGAGUUGGGAAACCGUGUUGUAAUGCAGAUAAUAAACAAAUGGCUGCCUGUUUUUGAGCCCUUAAUAGGGGGCUCUGCUUAGAAGUGCUUUACCUAUGUGAUUGCAUUUAACCUUCGCAACUGCCAACUGCUGUUGAAUGCUUGAUCUCCAUUUCUUAGAUGAGGAAAUUUAGGCUGAUAGAGGUUAAGCAAUUCACCCAAGAUCCCGUAAUAAGAGUAGUAGGAUCCAGAUUCAAAUCUGAGAAUGUGUCUGCGGAGCCCGCACUUCUACUACUUUCUCCUAACAAGUACCAAUUCUGGAAUAAGUUUUGAUGGCGGAGAGGAAGAGAACUGGGGCAUUGCUCAGGGAAGACAAGUCUGUGGCACAGACCUGAGUUUUUGACAACCGCUAGGGGCACAGAGGGCAUAGGGGAAGAAGACCAAGGAAAAUGCGGCACUGGGAUUUGGAGGUUACGCGAUAGAGACCUUCACUUGACGGGAAGUCUUAAGUUUCAGUUGUCUGUGUAGUUUAGGCAAAACACAAAACAAUCUGAAAUAUGUGGGAUGGAAAAUCCAUCUUGAAAUGGCUACGCUGUCUGAGUUCACUGGCAAUCAUAUUCUUCACCACGGUACUUGGAUUUCCUGCUGCGUAGACUUAAUCUAUGGGUACAUCUCCAGAGUGGAAAGUAAAGUUGACAGGAAACAACAAGAGAUUGACUCCAAAGAUGCUAUUAUUUUGCAUCAGUUUGCAAGACCUAACAAUGGUGUCCCCAGUUUAUCUCCUUUCUGUUUGAAAAUGGAAACUUAUUUAAGGAUGGCUGACUUACCCUAUCAGAACUAUUUUGGUGGAAAGCUCUCUGCUCAAGGGAAAAUGCCUUGGAUUGAAUAUAAUCAUGAAAAAGUUUCUGGGACAGAAUUCAUAAUUGACUUUCUGGAAGAGAAACUUGGAGUGAAUUUAAACAAAAACCUUGGUCCUCAUGAAAGAGCCAUCUCCAGGGCAGUGACUAAGAUGGUGGAGGAGCAUUUCUAUUGGACCUUAGCUUAUUGCCAGUGGGUGGACAAUCUCAAUGAGACCCGGAAGAUGCUCUCUCUUAGUGGUGGCGGUCCCUUCAGUAACCUGCUGAGGUGGGUCGUGUGCCACAUAACGAAAGGAAUCGUGAAACGCGAGAUGCACGGCCACGGCAUUGGCCGCUUCUCAGAGGAAGAGAUUUACAUGCUGAUGGAGAAGGACAUGCGGUCUUUAGCAGGGCUUCUGGGUGAUAAGAAGUACAUCAUGGGGCCCAAGCUUUCCACUCUUGACGCCACCGUCUUUGGACACUUGGCACAGGCAAUGUGGACCUUACCAGGGACGAGACCUGAGCGGCUGAUAAAAGGUGAGCUGAUCAAUCUUGCCAUGUACUGUGAGAGGAUAAGGAGGAAAUUCUGGCCUGAGUGGCACCAUGAUGAUGACAACACCGUCUAUGAGUCCGAGGAGAGCUGUGAAGACAGCAAAACGCAUACGCCCCUGCUGGACUUCAGCUCUUACUCAAGGACAGAGACCUUUGAAGAUGAGGGAGCAGAGAACAGUUUUUCCAGAACCCCAGACACGGAUUUCACUGGACACUCGCUCUUUGAUUCUGAUGUGGACUUGGAUGACUACACAGACCAUGAACAGUGCAAGUGACGUUCAGCCCCGCCGACCCUCCUCUGUUGGAGCUGCCAUUCCCUGGGGUCAGUCCAGUUUCCCGGGUGGAAAUCCAUCCGCGCUGGGAGGAGAUCUUCGUGCUUGACACAGUUCUCACAAGCUAACGGGACUAGAGCAGCCUUAUUUCUUUUUUGUACAAACAAGACACAGAACCAUUCCGAUGGCUCCAUUUAAAACAAACAGGCAAAAAAGAAAGUCAGCAUGGUUCCUGAAAUCCACUUUUGUUUUCAUUAGAAAACUAAGAUUGUGUGAUAGAGCAGGUGCAAGAGCAGGUUGUCCGCAGAUGGUGUGUACAUCGAUCCCCUGCAACCCGAGGGCUUAGGUGCAAGAUGGAUUCUUGAACGUCCUUCAUGCAGCAGGGUUCAAAGUCAGGAGAGAUGUCAUGAGAAGGAAUGUAGGAGAUAAAUGUUCUAUGGUGGCUGCUUGUAUUUCCUGUGUGUAUAUUGUAUGUUGAGAUAUAAGUCAAAUAAAAUCCAUAGAUAUUCAGUGAA